This is a messenger RNA of Aphanomyces astaci, 724 nucleotides long. RefSeq lists its product as hypothetical. Gene Ontology annotation, molecular function: phosphatidylinositol binding. NCBI's taxonomy places the organism in Eukaryota, Oomycota, Saprolegniomycetes, Saprolegniales, Verrucalvaceae. The record is from RefSeq and is a predicted model, not a curated record. Bases 7 to 603 code for a protein of 198 amino acids. The transcript has a single exon.
GCAGCGAUGGUGUACAAGGUGCAUGCGAUCUCCCCAGUAUCGGCCAAGGUCGUCGCCGUCGGCGAGAUCAACCGCGUUAUUGUGUACAUCCUCCGUGUGGACUGCGCCGGUCGGACAACCUACGUCUCGCGGCGGUACUCGGAAUUCCGCGAGCUCAUGAAAGACAUCCAUGGCCACGCCACCGCACGACGCCGCGUGGACUCGUGUGAGAUCUGCUCCGACGUUGUUUCACUCGGUCUCAACCGUAGCGACGGCUUUCCACGCCGCAAGCUCCUCCACAGCGAAAGUCUUGCCGUGGGUCGCAUGGACGAGCUGUCCGUGUUUGUGAAGAACCUGAUGAUCUCUACGCAAGGACUCCUCGAGGAGUCAUGCGAUAUUCCCGCCAAACUGCGAGCGUUUUUCUUGCUUUCCCCGCUAGAAACUUCUUCCUUGACCGACACCCCAAAUACGAACAACCACAACAACGAGAUGCGCUACCUCACCACAGGACAAGUGCGCAUGAUUCACCAAACGGACGCCGCCGACUUCCAGAACGACACAGAAAUCAAUUCGCCGCCAACAAAUGCGCUGCAUCGACAGCAUUCGCUCGUUAUUUAUCAAUAGCCAUGUCAAGUAUGUACGGAGUGCGUUGCUCAUUGUAAUUGUUCGCGGCAGUUCCCAUCUAUAUCUCAAUGGCUAGCAUACUAGGAGUAACAAGAUUACCGUAAUCUACGGGUUGGAAGAG